This is a messenger RNA of Henningerozyma blattae CBS 6284, 648 nucleotides long. RefSeq lists its product as uncharacterized. NCBI's taxonomy places the organism in Eukaryota, Fungi, Ascomycota, Saccharomycetes, Saccharomycetales, Saccharomycetaceae. Bases 1 to 648 code for a protein of 215 amino acids. Gene Ontology annotation, molecular function: structural constituent of cell wall. Gene Ontology annotation, cellular component: fungal-type cell wall. Gene Ontology annotation, biological process: fungal-type cell wall organization. The record is from RefSeq and is a predicted model, not a curated record. The transcript has a single exon.
AUGCAAUUCAAGAACAUCGCCGCUGCCGCUGCCAUUGCCGCCUCUGCCUCUGCCGAAUACGUUGUCGGUGACGCUUGGAACACUUUAACUCCAACUGGUACUUACUCUUGUGGUUACAGUGCUUACUCUAGCGCUUUCGGUAUUGCUGUUGAACCAAUUACCACCGACUCUGUUGCUAAGAGAGAUGCUAUCUCUCAAAUCGGUGAUGGUCAAAUCCAAGCUGCCACCACUGAAGCUCCAGCUACUCCAGUCACCACUACUUUAGCUCCAACUUCUACUGAAGCUGCUACCUCUACUUCCGCUUCCGCUUCUACUUGUCCAUCUGCUGAAUUAGUUUUGAAGGAAACUUCUUGUAAGAACGACGGUACUUUAACCAUCACUUUGAAGGACGGUGUCUUGACCGAUGGUAAGGGUAGAAUCGGUUCUAUUGUUUCCAACAGACAAUUCCAAUUCGAUGGUCCACCACCACAAGCUGGUGCCAUCUAUGCUGGUGGUUGGUCCAUUACCCCAGAAGGUAACUUGGCUAUUGGUUCUCAAGAUGUCUUCUACCAAUGUUUGUCCGGUAACUUCUACAACUUGUACGAUCAAUCUAUUGCUCCACAAUGUUCUCCAAUUCACUUGGCUGUUGUUGACUUAGUUACCUGUUAA